CACAGACAGAAUGAUUCAAAUAACAGCGAUAAGAAGCCUGCUUUGUCAGUGGCCCAAUCCUCAGCUGACACUUAUUUCCCUCGUGCUAAUAAUUUAUCCCACUGUUCACAAGCAGGCAGACGGGGAUUUCCUUUCUUUCUUGCUUGAGGCGAAGAAAAACAAAAUGCAAUUUCCAUCUCAGUGUAAUAAAUAAGAAAAAAAUCGGCAUCUCCAUCACAUUUAAAAUCACACAAACCCUAUCACCUUAUAUAAAAUAUGAAUUUAACAGAUAUGCUGCAUGUGUACACAACAAGUGGUAAAGUAGAGAACCGGGUCAUUAUUCGGAUCCCUCUCACCUUCAUAAAAUACUUCUUGGACAUAGUUGACAAGUAUGCGUAACGACGCGUGCCUCUAGUGGCACCGUGCAAGGAGGGUCGUCAGACGCACGCAGAUGCACGGCUUUCUGCACUGCCUUUCCAUCCAGCACAAACUACAAGCUUUUUUUAACGCACACUGUGUAACAAAGAGCCUUUUUGAACACAUUUGGACCUUCUUCAAUAACCAGCCUCGUGCCAUCACCGUGCGCAACUGGAGGGGAGCGUCGCGGAGCGGAGCGGCUUCCCCACCUUCACAAAGUACCUCUGUGUUAUAUGAACUGUUUCACGACUGGGAUUGAGCGGACUGGAGUGAUUAAACUGCAGAAAGCCUUUUUUGAAUGUGUGAAGUGCGCUGAUAUCCCUGAGCACUCAUCGCGUGACGCUUUUCUGUGUUUGUGUUUCGGGGCGACAGGAUCGUUCGAGGCGACCCAAAGUUCCGCAGGCGCAGUUCUCCUCCUCCACAGCGGUGCGGGAGUCCGGCUCGGCUGUUGCCGUGGCACUUGCCAGUAGACAGAUAGCAUCGGCGGUAGGAGGGGAUACAGAGACUCCUGCAGGCUAAUUGUAGCAGCCUGCGUUCGCAGGUGUAUCACUGAUCCGCCUGUGAGGGACUGGGGGGCUUCAUCCUGAUCGAGCCGCUCUCAGACUUGUGAGUAACAGGAAGAAUAAAAAAACCUGAGAGAAUGUUGCACCAAGUACAAUGAGCGCAAAUUUGUCGCAGACACCCAAAUCCAUAUAUGCUCCGUCGAAUUCAGUUUUGAUGAGCAAUUCUGAGUCGUCUUUGGAAUUUUAAAAAGUGGAUCCCGCGACUUUACAACAAUGCGAAAUACUUGGCUGUCUCCCCGGAGUGCGAUUUGGGAAUACUGGACAUCGCUGAUUGCAUGUCUCUUUUGGAUUCACUACUCUAACGGGAUGCCUCAUGUUAUUCGAAUAGGUGGGAUUUUCGAACAAACAGAUGGACCUGUUUCACUUGUUAGCGCAGAGGAGCUUGCCUUUAAAUUUGCUGUCAAUAACAUUAACAGAAACAGGACUUUGUUGCCAAACACAACACUCACAUAUGACAUACAGAGGAUUAAUAUCUACGACAGUUUUGAGGCAUCAAGAAAAGCUUGUGACCAGCUGUCUUUAGGUGUGGUUGCAAUAUUUGGGCCCUCGCAUAGCUCGUCAUCAAAUGCUGUGCAGUCCAUUUGCAAUGCACUGGAAGUGCCGCAUAUCCAGGUGCGGUGGAAACAUCAUCCCAUGGACAACAGGGACACCUUUUAUGCCAAUUUAUACCCGGAUUACUCUUCGCUAAGCUAUGCUAUCCUGGACCUGGUGCAGUUUCUCAAAUGGAAAACAGCCACUGUUGUGUACGAUGACAGCACAGGUCUUAUAAGACUACAGGAGCUGAUAAUGGCCCCGUCCAGGUACAACAUUAGGCUAAAGAUCCGUCAGCUUCCUCUCGACACGCAGGACACGAGACCCCUUCUCAAAGAAAUGAAACGAAGCCGAGAGUUUCGCAUCAUCUUCGACUGCAGUCACCACAUGGCUGCGCAGAUUCUCAAACAGGCCCAGACCAUGGGGAUGAUGACAGAGUAUUACCACUAUAUCUUCACCACUCUGGACCUGAUGGCCAUUGACCUGGAGCCGUAUCGCUUCUGCGGUGUCAACAUGACCGGCUUCCGUAUCCUUAACGUGGAUAAUCCCCAGGUUGCAUCCAUUGUGGAGAAAUGGUCGAUGGAAAGGCAGAUACCGCCGAAACCCGACUCGGGCCUGCUGGAGGGCAUCAUGACGACAGAUGCGGCUCUGACCUAUGAUGCAGUCCACAUUGUGUCCGUCUCGUACCAGCACGCUCCGCAGAUGACGGUAAACUCGCUGCAGUGCCACCGCCACAAACCCUGGAGAUUCGGAGGGCGCUUCAUGAGCUUCAUCAAAGAGUCCCACUGGGAUGGUUUGACGGGGAGGCUGUCGUUCAACAAGACAAGCGGUCUACGCACAGACUUCGACCUGGACAUCAUCAGUCUGAAGGAGGACGGACUCGAAAAGGUGGGGAAGUGGAGUGCGUCGGGAGGUCUUAACAUCACAGAAGUGCCGAAGCGAAAAGGGAUGAACAUCACUGACUCCCUGGCUAACCGCUCCCUCGUCGUCACCACCAUCCUGGAGGAGCCAUACGUCAUGCUUAAGAAGUCUGACAAGGCGCUGGUUGGGAACGACCGUUUCGAAGGAUUCUGCAUCGACUUGCUCAAAGAGCUGGCCAGCGUCCUGGGCUUCACGUACGAGAUCCGCCUGGUGCCUGAUGGGAGAUACGGCUCUCAGGAUGACAAGGGCCAGUGGAACGGCAUGAUCAGGGAACUUAUAGAGCAUAGGGCAGACCUGGCAGUGGCUCCUCUCACCAUCACAUACAUGCGUGAAAAGGUCAUCGACUUCACCAAGCCCUUCAUGAGCAUGGGCAUCAGCAUCCUGUAUCGCAAACCCAACGCCACCAACAACGGCUUCUUCUCCUUCCUGAACCCCAUGACUCCUGACAUCUGGGUCUACAUCCUCUUGGCCUACCUGGGUGUUAGCUGCGUCCUGUUUGUCAUUGCCAGGUUCAGCCCGUACGAAUGGUACGACGCUCAUCCUUGUAACCCCGGAUCAGACGUGGUGGAGAACAAUUUCACCCUCCUCAACAGCUUCUGGUUUGGAGUCGGUUCCUUAAUGCAACAAGGCUCAGAACUGAUGCCCAAAGCGCUGUCGACGAGGAUCAUCGGUGGGAUCUGGUGGUUCUUCACGCUGAUCAUCAUAUCAUCCUACACAGCUAAUUUAGCAGCUUUCCUCACUGUGGAGAGGAUGGACUCGCCUGUGGACUCAGCCGAUGACAUCGCUAAGCAGACCAAGAUUGAGUAUGGUGUGGUCAAAGACGGUGCAACCAUGACUUUCUUUAAGAAAUCUAAGGUUUCUACUUUUGAGAAGAUGUGGGCCUUUAUGAGCAGCAAGCCGAGCACAUCACUGGUGAAGUCUAUCGAGGAUGGGAUUCAGAGGGUGCUGAAGUCAGACUAUGCCCUCAUUAUGGAGUCCACAACUAUCGAUUACAUUACUAGGAGGAACUGUAACCUGACACAGGUGGGAGGGAUCAUCGACAGCAAAGGCUACGGCAUCGGCACUCCCCUCGGCUCCCCGUACAGGGACAAAAUCAGCAUAGCAAUCCUAAGCAUCUUGGAGGAUGGGCGCCUACACAUGCUGAAGGAGAAGUGGUGGAGUGGGAGCAGCUGCUUGGAUGAAGAGCGUCACGAGACAGGCCCCAUGGGUAUCCAGAACCUGGGUGGUAUAUUCAUUGUGCUGGCAUCUGGCCUAGUGCUGUCUGUUUUUGUGGCGAUUGCUGAAUUCAUCUACAAGCUAAGGAAGACUGCAGAACGCGAGCAGAGGUCUUUGUGCAGUGCCAUGGUGGACGAGAUCAGACUGUCGUUCACCUGCGAGAGGCGGGUGAAACACAAGCCUCAGCCUCCAGUCAUGGUGAAGACGGAUGCAGUGAUCAACAUGCACGCCUACAACGACCGACGACUCCCAGGAAAGGACAACAUGAGCUGCAGCACUGGGAUGACUCCCGUGUUCCCGUGACAAUGUGCUCCCCCCAGGGCAAGAACCUCCUGAGCAACGUGUCGGGGGUGAUGCCAGAGACUAGAGACAAUGGCAUAGACGGGAUCACCAGAUUUACCAUUAACCACAGUGACAUGGGGACACUAACAAA
This is a messenger RNA of Epinephelus moara (kelp grouper), 4059 nucleotides long. It is a transcript of the gene grik3, whose product is annotated as glutamate ionotropic receptor kainate type subunit 3. Bases 1173 to 3929 code for a protein of 918 amino acids. The transcript has 16 exons. Gene Ontology annotation, molecular function: transmitter-gated monoatomic ion channel activity involved in regulation of postsynaptic membrane potential; kainate selective glutamate receptor activity. Gene Ontology annotation, biological process: synaptic transmission, glutamatergic; monoatomic ion transport; modulation of chemical synaptic transmission. The record is from RefSeq and is a predicted model, not a curated record. NCBI's taxonomy places the organism in Eukaryota, Metazoa, Chordata, Actinopteri, Perciformes, Serranidae. Gene Ontology annotation, cellular component: presynaptic membrane; kainate selective glutamate receptor complex; plasma membrane.